Kickxella alabastrina is the source of this 2486-nucleotide messenger RNA. RefSeq lists its product as uncharacterized. The coding region runs from base 102 to 2348 and encodes 748 amino acids. The record is from RefSeq and is a predicted model, not a curated record. Gene Ontology annotation, cellular component: nucleus. Gene Ontology annotation, biological process: mRNA 3'-end processing. The transcript has 2 exons. Gene Ontology annotation, molecular function: mRNA binding; protein binding. Lineage: Eukaryota; Fungi; Kickxellomycota; Kickxellomycetes; Kickxellales; Kickxellaceae.
GAUAAACACGCACACACCUUCAGCCCGCACAUUUAAAUCUCAACCGGACAAUUUCCGGCUCUUUAUAUUUGUUUAUUUUUCAUUCAGCCAUUACUAUUAUCAUGUCAGAGUCUGUGCCAAAUACAAAUGAGAAUUGCCAAAAUGCGCAUUAUCUCUCCAAGAAACCCACCGGAAACCCUGAAGUUGACAUGUACAGGCAGCACUUGGCGCGCUCCCCCUAUGAUGGCGAGGCAUGGUUUGGCCUGAUUCGUGCUGCUAGAUAUGCAAAUGAUGCCGAGCUGCUCUAUGACACUUAUGAGGAUGCACUGAGACAGUACCCGAGCUCUGGAAAUCUGCUCGCAGCCUUUGCCGAGUUUGAGCUCAGCCGUGGAAAUAAGGAGAGUGCAGAGGCCGUGUUUAACGGCAAUCUGUUUAAUGUGCCAUCAAUUGAACUAUGGAAGUGCUACCUCAACUAUGUCUUGCUAUCGAAUGUGGAUGAGCAAGGGAUGGUGACCCAGCCAGAGCGUAGAGCGACUGUAAUGGAGUGCUACAAGCUGGUGAUGGAAAACAUUGGAUGCGAUCGCGAGGCCGGGCAAAUAUGGACAGAUUAUAUUGCCUUUCUGAAUUCUGUGCAGCCUUAUGCACAGUACGAGGAGCAACAGAAAAACGAUCUGCUGCGUGAUGCCUACCGGUCGGCGGUGGCCACUCCUGUGAUGAAUGUCGAGGAGAUCUGGAAGAGCUACGACGCAUUCGAAAACAAGCUUGACCGCGCGGCUGCCAAGCAGCUGCUGUCGAGGGUUUCACCCUCCUAUAUGACGGCCCGCACGGCGCUGCGCGAAAUGAACAAGCUGUGGGACGCGAUCAACCGAUUCCAGUCGCCGCACGCCCUCCCGGCGCCCCCAGGAUGGAGCAGCCGCGAGGUCGACUACCUGGAGGCCUGGAAGAAAUAUCUCAAGUGGGAGAUGUCCAACCCACUGCGGCUGGACAGUGCUCUUAUGCUGCGCCGGCGAAUUACUUAUGCGUAUAACCAGGCGUGCAUGGCACUCAGGUUUUACCCUGAGGUGUGGAUCGAGUUUGCCGACUACCUGCAAACAUGCGAUCUACCCACCGAAGCCCUGGCAAAGCUGCAGGCCGCGAGCGAGGUACUCCCGUCCAGCAUGGCGGUGCAGCUUGCAUAUGCAGAGAUGGCUGAGAAGCAGAAACAGCCGACCAUUUGCAAGCAUGUCUACGAGCAGAUCGUAAGUUCGAAGCGCUCGGAGAUUGACUCGAUCUCCCAGAAAUACUCGCGCAAGAUAAAUAAGCUUGACAAGCAGCUCCAGCUUCUGGUUGCAAGCAAGGACACUGAAGAUGAUCAGGAGGCCAUGCAGGGCGUUGUGGAGGCUUCGGACGAUAUAAGCGAGAUUUCCUCCGACUCGGACAGUGAUGAUGACGGACAGGAGGGCGGCGAUAAGUUUUUAGACAAUGCGAGCGAGAUGUCGGGCCCCGAUCUAGGGCGUCCCUCGUCGUCCUUUGGAAUCUCCAUGGAUCACGAGGCACUUUCACCCACCGAGAAGGCACGCAAGGCGAUUGAGGGGCGCAUUGCCAAGAUCAAGGCCCGCAUGGAGAAUGGGCUCGACGAGAAGCGCGAGCUGUACACGCUGUCCUGGAUCAUGUACCUCCGAUACAUGCAGAGAUCUGAGGGCAUAGAUGCGGCGCGACAGCUGCUGCGCCGCCCUCGUAAGGACCCGGUGAGAUAUGUGACGCACCACCUCUACGUGGCCGCGGCGCUGAUGGAGUAUCAUGUUGCCAAGCGGCCUGGCGUUGCUGGCAAGCUGUUCGAGGUAUACUCCAAGGUAUAUCCGGACUCUCUCGAGUACAUCAUCGAGUACAUGAACUAUCUAAUCAACUCGGGUGACGACAACAAUGCGCGGGCGCUGUUCGAGCGGUUCCAGGGUACUAGCAUUGGUGAGUCAGGUCACCUGUGGUCGAUGGUAUCGGACUAUGAGUACAACUACGGUGAUAUGGGCGCGAUCGCCAAGCUCGACAAGCGGAUGAUCGACAAGUUUGAGCACGAGUCCGUGUUGACCAGGAUGGCAUCUCGCUACAGCUACCUGGAUGUCCGCAGCGUGGCUGAUAACGAGUUUGGCUUCCCGUACCGCAAGGACAUUCAGGGCGACGUGGCUGCCGAGAGCAUUGGCGCCCGGCGCUUUGCUGCGCCAAACGAGGAUUCUGGGUCGACGAUGGGAUCUGGCGCCGACUAUGGCAGAGGAGGUGCCAACGCUAACAACAAGCAGCUUGGCGAACGCGAGUCCGUCGGCGAGCAGCUGGGCGUGUCGGUCGGCACUGUCACCGGUCGCCACCUCAACAAGAACCAACUCCUGGCGCCGUGAACUCCAGCCGCUUCGUGAAACCUAUAGCUUCAGCACUCGAGGAGUAUGACCCGGUCAUCGAGCCGUAUGUUGCCUCCGAGGCGCAGCCGUACGUCGCGACGCCGACAUCGGCAGUCUCUGCGCGAUCUGAUGCCCAGG